Messenger RNA from Heterotrigona itama, 3730 nucleotides. Lineage: Eukaryota; Metazoa; Arthropoda; Insecta; Hymenoptera; Apidae. The record is from the annotation of a GenBank genome assembly.
UUUUUUUUUUUUUUUGGUUUUGUACAUAUGUACUUAAGUUAAACAACAUGUCACGUAUAAAUAUAUGAUUUAUAUAUCGCAUGCACUGUACGUGUGGAAAUUAUUUGUUCUUCAAAUCCAAAACAACACGACUGAGCCGAUGGCUACGGUUCAAACAAGUUAAUCCGAACAUAGGAUCCUGCUGCUUGUAAAACAGAUUAGAACCAUUAAAUUCGCUAAUUACCAUGCCUUAAGCAUGCCCGUGUUGCAUUUCCUCGUCGCGUCGCGCACAUCGACAAGCGCUGUAGCACUAGAAAUAGCACGCACGGGAAUAGAUGAGUUUCACUUUCGGAUGGUUGGACGACGACCAGUAGCUUCGAGUAUCGUUAACCGUUGCAACGUGUUUGUCACGGAUUAAAUUGCGCGCCGAUGAGAUUGCGUGCAAAUCUGAUGAAGAUCGGAUUCGAUGCAGAACGUGUCCACUAGAAGUGGAAGAAUUUUCCUUGAAAAUCCGGAAGUUGGCCCAACUUCUUUCUCACCAGUCGUAGUAAUAUCGUGUUGCUCGACACUAUGACGAAAGAGAGAUUUCAAAAAAAGGGAAAAAAUUAAGUGAACCGGUCAGACGAGAAAAACACACAGCUGGUCAAAGUACAGGAAGAAGGAGAAUGUUGAAGAACGACGACGAGGUCAGCGAUUACUUCCGCUCGAAUUUCCUGGCGCUGCAAAAGACGGUCAGCCCGCAGGAUAUGAAAAGAUUCCUGUCUUUGAACGACGAUGCGGAGAGGAUCGGUUUCCUGCUGCGUUGUCCGCUGAUGUACGACUUGCCGGUGCAGGUGGCCGGCGAGACGCUGAAGAACAGCAGGGAAGCUCUGCAAUUGAAAGACAUCGGCAACAGGUACUUCGGCCGUGGUGAAUUUCUCAAAGCGUUGGAGACUUACUCGAACGCGGUUCUACUGGCUCCUCAGAAAGAUUUAGGCGUUAUAUUGGCGAAUCGUUCGGCAACGCUUUACCACCUGGAAAAGUACAAUUACGGCCUGACAGACGCGGAAGAAGCUUUGCGCGUCGGAUACCCGCAGCAGCUGCUCUACAAGAUCGAAGAGAGACGCGCCAGAUGUUUGCUCGGGAUGAAAAGGCAAGGCGAGGCUGUGCUGGCGUUCAGAAACGCUCUGCAAGCGUUGGACACAGCGAAACUGCCGUUGGACAAGAAACAGAAGCUCGAAGCAGACAUCAGAGUUAUGCUUGCCGUGAUAGACAAAGGUAACCAAUUGGCGCAAAUGACGCCGAAGAUCCAUCAGCGAGAAAGAAUCGGCGAGCCUAAGAGAACGACGCCAAAGAUCGACGAAUGCAAUCAAUUGUACCCUGCGUGUAGCAAAGCGGUCGAAAUCAGAGAUGAAGGCGGUAAUAUCGGUAGACACGCCGUUGCUACUGAAGACAUCGAACCUGGCGAGAUACUGGCGAUAGAGAAACCACACUGCGCAGCCUUGUUGGCCGAAUACAGGCUCACGAAUUGUUACUACUGUUUCACGAAAAUAUUCGUCCCGAUACCGACUGUCUGUGAAACGUGCAACUACGUGGCUUACUGCAGUAUCUCCUGCAGAAACAAGGAUUCCAAGACUCACGAGAACGAAUGCACGAUAUUACCCAGCCUGUGGGCCUCGAGAACCUCUGUAAACUGUUUCUUAGCCUUGAAGGCAAUCACCCAACGACCCUUUGACGAAUUACUGAGACUCAAAGACAAGUUAGAAACCUCGAAGGGUAGAGUCCAGGUCUCGGCACAGCGGCCUUACCGGGCAGACGACUUUGAAACCACCUAUGGAUUAGUAUCACACGAGGACGAAAGAACGUCGGACGAUAUUUUCCAUAGAACCUACAUAGCCACUUGGCUAUUGAGACUUUUGAAAAGAGGUCCCUACUUCCCAGAAUCUGUUAAAACUCCAGACACAGCGGAAGCGAAACCUUCCGAUGGCGAAUUGUACAUUGGUGGUUUGAUUCUUCACAACUUAAUGAUAAUACAGUUUAACGCUCACGAAAUAUCAGAACUCGACGUGCCAAAAGGCAGCAACGCCCUAGCGAAAGCUAAAAACAAUUUUAUCGGUGGGGGACUUUACCCGACGAUUUCCCUGUUCAAUCAUUCGUGCAAUCCUGGCAUCAUCAGGUACUUUAUUGGUACCACUAUGGUUGUACGAGCAAUACGUUCCAUUCCAUCAGGGGAGGAAGUCUCUGAGAAUUACGGGCCGAUUUUUGCAACUUCCCCGGAAGCUGAACGAAGAAGGAAACUGAGAUUACAAUAUUGGUUCGACUGCAACUGUGAAGCAUGUGCAGCACAUUGGCCCAUUUUAGAAGAAAUCGACCCGACCAUUUUACGAUUUAAAUGCGAGUCUGGUAGGAAAUGUGGAAACGUUCUACCUAUAAAAACGGACACAAACGAAUUUAUGAUCAGAUGUCCCAAAUGUGGCAAGAACAUGAACAUCUUCAAAGGUUUAAAAGCGUUGCAAGAUACAGACGCCAUUUUUAGAACCGCUUCGAGAAAGCUCGAGGAGGGAAAGCACCAAGAAGCACUAAAAUUCUAUUUAGAAAUUUUGAAGCUCCUGGACGAAAAUCUUGCUUUACCCAUAAGAGAUUAUCACCUUUGUCAACAAGGUGUUCGAUUAUGUAUGCUUCCUCUUGGCAAUGUGUCUAAGAAUUCGUCGCUUUGAAUCAAUAUAAUUUAACAAAGAAAAUAAUUCAAACUCAAUGUGUGUAUGUGAUCAUUUUUUUUUUUUUUUUUAAACUGAACGUUUAAAACGGGACAAGAAGUAUAAAAUAUAUCCAAUACUAGUAUAUUAUUACUUCAGUACUUUAUUAGUUCCUAGUAAUGAACAUCAAACUUCUAUUUGCAAUAGGUAAGCCAAAACAAUUAUACCAUACACUUUUAUUUUAAAGUCUUAAGUUUGUAAGAGUACAAAAUAAUUAAUACAACGUAAAACUGUUUUCUACUUUUCAAUGACCUCCACGCCAAAAAAAAUUUCUCGCUUCUCACUGUUAUACUUAUCGUUAUAAUUGUCCUCAAUUGUAACCGAAUUUUUGUUUUUACCUCACUCGUACAUUUUGAAGCAAUGAGCACGUCCCGUGAAGAAAUCCACCAUAAUCGACAGCAGCUCGCAUCACAAGAAAUUUUGCAUGCGUGUAAUAUAAACGUGUACGUGGGUGUUUCCAAACGUGUUGUGCAGAGAUGUAUAUAGUAUGUAUAUCGCCCUUCUCACGCACAUCUCUGUGUACAUAUAUGUUAUUUACGCCCUUAUGUGAAGUAAUCUUACGCGUGUACAAAGUUAACUAAAAUACUAAACAUUGUGUACGUGUUUCAUAUCUCUUAUGAAUGCCUUUUACUCUAUCAUUGCUUCGUCCAAAUAUGUACGCGUGGUAACGUUUAGCUUUUUUUUUUUUUUUUUUAUGUACAUAUAAAAUCGGUUUUGUCUUCCAUCCGGCACACACUUAGUCGGUUCGUUCUCUCACUUUUAGCACCUAACUGCAAAUAAACAGAGAAACCACUUAGAAAAUAGUAUAACAGUUCAUACGAUAAUUUUUGUUUUUUUUUUUUACGUUGUGUUGUAAGUGCAAGGUUCGACUUCUUUUCUAUAAGUAUAUUUUUUUUUUUUCUUAAUUUGUUUCUAAUAUUAGUACCGUCUGUCACGGGAAUCCGAACGAGAACGGCGGUCUCGGCUGCGGCUACGGCUCAACGAUCUCCUGCGAGGACUACGGGACUUUGACCUAA